AUGACAAAGCUCAUCCUUAUUCUCCUCGCACAAAUCCUCCUCCUCGCAGCCCUUGCUUUCGCUGGAGACGGUGGAGACUUCGCAAGAACCAUGAACCCAAAACACCUCCGCCUCAACAAAGAGAAGAAUCUCACCCAUAUCCGAGUCUUUUGGCACGACAUCGUAAGCGGAGGAAACCCUAGCGCCGUCAGGAUCCAGCCGUCGGUUCCAAAAUCCUCAACCUCCUUCGGAUCAAUCACAUUGAUGGACAACGCACUAACAUCUGAUGUGCCGAUUAACUCUACUGUGGUGGGCCAGGCCCAAGGUUUCUACGCCGGGGAUGACCAAAGUGAGGUAGGUUUCUUGAUGGCAAUGAAUUUCGCUUUCAAGACAGGAGAGUACAAUGGGAGUACUAUCACAAUUCUUGGUCGGAACACAAUCUAUUCCAAGGUUAGGGAAAUGCCAAUCGUCGGAGGAAGUGGAAUCUUCCGGUUCGCUAGAGGUUAUGUCGAGGCUAGGACUAGCUGGUUCGAUCAUAAGUCAGGAGACGCCACUGUUGAGUAUAACUGUUAUGUCUUGCAUUAA
This is a messenger RNA of Microthlaspi erraticum, 564 nucleotides long. The record is from the annotation of a GenBank genome assembly. NCBI's taxonomy places the organism in Eukaryota, Viridiplantae, Streptophyta, Magnoliopsida, Brassicales, Brassicaceae.